Messenger RNA from Salvia splendens (bonfire salvia), 3417 nucleotides. Its product is annotated as pathogenesis-related homeodomain protein. The record is from RefSeq and is a predicted model, not a curated record. Gene Ontology annotation, molecular function: chromatin binding; DNA binding. NCBI's taxonomy places the organism in Eukaryota, Viridiplantae, Streptophyta, Magnoliopsida, Lamiales, Lamiaceae. Bases 392 to 2806 code for a protein of 804 amino acids. Gene Ontology annotation, biological process: negative regulation of gene expression, epigenetic. Gene Ontology annotation, cellular component: nucleus. The transcript has 9 exons.
AAGAUUAAAGCGCGCAUACGAUCACACACACACACACACACCAAAUUAAGAGAGAGAGAGAGAGAGAGAGAGAGAGAGAGGCGGUUUCACAUUUUGUUUGCGGUGAGAAGCGUCUCUUCGGGAACUAGGGUAGUGGGAAGUUGCAUGGGAAGUUUUGGUCUUCUUGUAGCUGUGUUCGGAAUAGCAAUCCUUGAAAAGUAUUGUUUGCAUUGAGAUUUUUUGGCGACUUGUCAACAUUGAGAUCAAAACAUUUUUUGUAGGAAGCUAAGUUCUACAAGUAGAGGGCUCAAAGUUUUGUAGCUAUUGUGCGUAUGCGAAUUGGAGAAUUUUAGUUGUAGUAGGCAAUAAGUGCCAAUUAGGGGUCAAAAGCUUUGUAAUCUUAGAAGUUGUAAUGGGUUUGAUAGAUAAUGGGGCUGCACAACUUGAGUCUAACAUGUGUGAACAGUCGAAUUCUCCCAAAGAUAAAAAAUCUGAUCCACCAUACGACAGUCGAAUGGAUCAAGAGAGAUGUGUCAGCGAACCAAUGGAGCAAAAAGAGACUAAUGAAUCUCAACAUAUUGAAAAGAUAUUAGUUUCAGCACAAGAAAAAUCACAUGAGACUCGAGAAAUAGGACUAGCUAAUGGAGAGAUUCCCCAUAAUGAGUAUACAAAUGACCAAGAACCAACAUUGGAAAAUAUGAGGAUACAUUUAGAUUCUAAAUAUUUGGAGGUUGCAUCCCAAAAUGUGCUCAGUUGUCUUGAAGAUAUAGGUAUUCCUCCUGGAACAACUUCCAUUAAUCCUGGCUGUGGAGCGCAAGUACUGCUGAACAUAGAAGCUACUAAUGAUUCUGUUCUCCUGGAAAAUGGUGAUAGAGGGUCUCUCCAGGAACAUCCUGGCUGUGGAAAGCUAGUACCGCUGAAGGUGGAAGUUACUAAUGUUAAUGAUUCUGUUAUCCUGGAAAAUGAUGGUACAGGGUCUUCCACGCAGCAAAUAAAGAGAAAAGCUAAAUUAGAAGGUCCAUCAAGUACCUCGUGGCUUUUGCGUUCAAGAUCGCAAGAAAAACUAAAGGCUCCUGAGCCUGUUGCUGUUGAGACUGUCAACGAAGGCAGUGCUAAUGUAGAAAAGAAAAAGAGGGGAAGAAAACCAAAGAAUAUGCAGAAAACUACUGUCAGUGAGUUCUCUAGGAAAAAAAACCAUCUAAGAUACUUGUUGCACAGGAUAAACUAUGAGAAAAACUUAAUUGAUGCUUAUUCUGCUGAAGGCUGGAGAGGGCAAAGCUUGGACAAAUUAAAGCCGGAGAAGGAGCUCGAGAAGGCAAAAUCCCGUAUUUUGAAUUACAAAUUGAAGAUAAGAGCCUUGUUUCAGAGCCUUGAUCAGUCGCUCACUAUGGGAAAGCUUCCAGAAUCUCUAUUUGAUGCACAAGGAGAGAUCGACAGUGAAGAUAUUUUCUGUGCAAAAUGUGGCUCUAAGGAUCUGACUCUUGAGAAUGAUAUCAUUCUUUGUGAUGGUGCCUGCGAACGAGGAUUCCAUCAGUUCUGCCUGGAACCACCUCUCUUAAAAACAGACAUUCCUCCAGGUGACGAAAGCUGGCUUUGCCCUGGAUGUGAUUGCAAAGCUGAUUGCAUUGACGUGCUUAAGGACUUCCAUGAAACGAAAAUUUCUAUUAUUGACAGUUGGGAGAAGAUAUUUCCUGAAGCUGCUGCAUCAGGAGAGAAAAUGGAUGACGGUUUUGGGUCAUCAUCAGAUGAUUCUGAGGAUGAAGAAUAUGAUCCUGAUAAGCCUGAUAGUUCGGAGCAGGUUGAAGGAAAUAAGUCAAGUCCAGAUGAAUCUAGCUACUUUUCUGCCUCUGAUGAUUUGGGUGCUUCUGAUAAUAAUGAAAAGUAUCUGGGGCUUCCUUCUGAUGAUUCAGAAGAUGAUGAUUUCAAUCCCUCUGCUCCAAAUCAAGAUAAUCAGGUGAAGCAGGAUAGUUCAAGUUCUGAUUUUAGCUCUGAUUCAGAGGAUCUUAGAGCUCUGAUUGAAGAUGAUGAGACUGCUACUAGUGAAGAUCACAGGAAAACUUCGGAAUCAGCACAUCACAAACAAAAGUCCCAAGGCUUUGGUGAAGAAAUUUCCUAUGUGGGUAGGAAAAAGAGGCAAUCACUAAAAGAUGAGCUAUCGUACCUUACAGAGGCUAGUGCAGAACCUCUAUCCAGAAAAAGACAUGUAGAAAGGCUGGACUACAAAAAAUUAAAUGAUGAAACAUAUGGUAAUUCUUCUUCUGAUUCAAGUGACGAGGAUUUCGAUGAUGCUACCAUCACUAGGAAGAGGACGAAAACUGAUCAUGAUGAAGUGAAGUUUUCUGUUGAAACUGUUGUUACAGCGAGUAACACAAACAAAGAGGAUGAAAACCAAACAGUGAAGAAGCGUAAUUCUAAAGGGACCCGGAGAAAUAAUUCUGAUGGUUGUGCUAGUGCGAGUGCUAAAAAACCAACUCCUAAACGGCUAGGAGAAGCUGCAACACAGAGAUUACUUGCAUCCUUCAAUGAGAACCAAUACCCUGACAGAGCUACGAAAGAAAACCUGGCAAAAGAACUAGGGCUUGAAGUCCGACAGGUUGGUAAAUGGUUUGAGAAUGCACGUUGGAGCUUUAAUCACAGACCACGAGUGGAGUCGGAUUCAGCUGAGAGACCACCUACUGGUACUGAUGGCACACACUCCCAUCAAAACACAGAAUCAAGUGAGAUCUCAGCGCAGAACCAUAUUGCAAAACUGAGAGAGGAAAAUUUGGUAAAUGAUACCAGUGGAGAUUCUUCAGGAAAGCAGGCAACUGAAAAAGAAGAAAGGUAAUUUAGAUCUGGCUCCAGGUGACGAGAAGAAUGGGCUAGGUGAUACGCAGAGUGCGCAACUUCAUAGCAGCAACGCUGUUUCUUGAUUGUGCAAUGUUUCUUGCAAAAUAUCUUCAACUUCCAUAGAACUCAUCACAUGAUCUUGUUGCUUUGUGUCUAAACAAGUGCAUUGUAUCUCCCGUUUAAUGUUCAAUGCUCAUCACCCCGAAAUCGAAAAUGGUGCUACAGUUCAGCAGCUGGGCCCUGGUGAUCCUCCUGCCUCAUGGAUCCGAGCAAGUUGAGGUUGUUCUCAACCCAGUGAAUUGUGGACUUCGUCCGGCAGUAAGGAGUUGAAGCUUCACCCGGUGGUACGAGGUGGUGAUGAAUCUCAAGUUAAAGCUCAACUUAUCUUUUCUAUUUAUGCGUUAGUAAAAUGGUUAUUAACUAUUCCAAUUUUGUUAUAUAAAAAAUUAAUAUCAGCAUUGAUAAGGCAUGUAAAACUUAUUACGGACUGGGAGUGGAGGUGAAUGAAUAAUUAUAUUUGUUUAUCUCAUUCAAUAGAAAAAUAGAUAUAAAUGGCAAUUUAUUUGUUUAUUCACCUCGGAGGUGAAUGAACAAUUUAUUUUCUAUUUA